AUGUGCGAACAUUCAUUACAACAACCUCCACCAGAUUACCAAACAACUCUCAUCAUGAAGGCCUCAAUCAUUCUCGCAUCUGCUGCUACUCUCUUCGCCUCUGCUCUCGCAGCUCCAUCCAUCGCCCGCAACGCACCUCUCACCUUCACCGUUCAGCUCGCCAACGAACAGAGCGGCAGGAACGCCAACCGCGAUGUCAUCGUUGGCAACGGCGCUAUAACGCUCGGUCAGCUCUUCGGCGAUGCUCUCGGCUCCCAGGUCCUGGCCACUUCGCUCCAGGCUGUCACCCCUGGUGCAGGCGGAAACAACGUCAAGUGCGAGGUCAAGAACCCCAACUAUCCUGGACAGACCUUUGCGCUCAACGCAUGGAACACUUUUAUCGACCUCGACGGGAACUCUAACGCUGCUAUUCCAACCGACGUUACAUCGUUCACCAUCGAGUGCAAGGUAUAA
Molecule: messenger RNA, 453 nt
Organism: Alternaria metachromatica
Lineage: Eukaryota; Fungi; Ascomycota; Dothideomycetes; Pleosporales; Pleosporaceae
Exons: 2
Coding region: 1-453 (150 amino acids)
Source: RefSeq, a predicted model, not a curated record